CCACCUGCCUUGGUUGCUUCCUCCAAGUAAAAACAUAAACCCUCUUUUAAAUCCCUAAAGCUUCCUUCCACCCGGAAACAGUGCUAUCUGAGAAUCUGAUCUUAACGGAUUCGUUAAUCGAAAAAACAAUGGGUUUGACGAACUUCAUACUUACGGUGGCAGGAGUAAGCGCCGUGGUGAUGCUACUGAGGAGCGACGUCAAGCAAUCUGCCACCGUCUUCAAGCGUAACAUCAAGCACAUCCGCCACUGGCUCGAAGAAGAAACUCCCGCCGCCUCCAAGGCAGCGCAGUCCAUAAAACCAAAGGAGAUUGAAACCAAGGUUCCGGGGAAGGACAUCCCUAAAGAGAAGGAUUAGUGUGUGUGCUUUGUUGUAUACACGACGGGGUUUUUUUUUAGUUAAGAGUUGGAGUUAUGACUUUGGUUUCAACACCAUUGUCUGCUUAACUAUUGUAGCUGUGAAUCUUUUACAGUUUUUUUUUGUUUGUUUACUGUAUCGUCUUACCUCUUAAACGUUUGAGCACUCUUGGAAGUGAAACAUAAUAAUACUAUAACAUUAUAUC
This is a messenger RNA of Raphanus sativus (radish), 561 nucleotides long. RefSeq lists its product as uncharacterized. The record is from RefSeq and is a predicted model, not a curated record. Lineage: Eukaryota; Viridiplantae; Streptophyta; Magnoliopsida; Brassicales; Brassicaceae. The coding region runs from base 129 to 356 and encodes 75 amino acids. The transcript is spliced from 2 exons.